Pocillopora damicornis (cauliflower coral) is the source of this 994-nucleotide messenger RNA. Its product is annotated as tRNA-dihydrouridine(20a/20b) synthase [NAD(P)+]-like. Gene Ontology annotation, biological process: tRNA processing. Lineage: Eukaryota; Metazoa; Cnidaria; Anthozoa; Scleractinia; Pocilloporidae. Gene Ontology annotation, molecular function: flavin adenine dinucleotide binding; tRNA dihydrouridine synthase activity. The record is from RefSeq and is a predicted model, not a curated record.
GGUAUCAUUCAUCAUGGCGGACGGAGAUGAAGAAAGCGAAGAAGAUGGUGAAGUAAGUUUUAAAAAGCCUUUGGAACUCUUCGAGCAGAAAAAAAUAGUGCGCAUAUGUGCGCCAAUGGUUAGAUAUUCCAAGCUGCCAUUUCGGACCCUAGUCAGAAGAUAUGGCUGUGACUUGGCAUACACUCCUAUGAUAGUCUCAGACUCUUUUGUAAAAUCUGUUAAGGCCAGGGACAUGGAAUUCACAACUAAUGCAGGUGAUCGCCCUUUAAUUGUUCAGUUUGCAGCAAACAAUGCAAAGGAUUUUGCUGAUGCUGCUGAAAUUGUAGCACCGUUUUCUGAUGGUGUUGAUCUUAAUUGUGGCUGCCCUCAAAGAAUUGUGUCACAAACAUCCAUGUAUUAUAACCCCUUUUUUACUAGUUCUUUGGUCUUUUUGAUUCAAGAAAGUGUAUUGAUUCCAGUUGUGGCCAAUGGAGAUAUCAAAACAGAAUCAGAUGUUAUAAAUGUCCAUGAAAAAACAGGAGUCGGUGGUGUGAUGGCUGCCAGAGGAAUUUUGAACAACCCAGCGAUGUUUGCAGGGUAUCAGUCAACUCCUUUACAAUGUGUCACAGAUUGGGUUGAUGUUGCUCUUUCCCUUGGCACUCCUUUCACCAACUUUCAUCAUCAUUUGAUUUACAUGUUAGAGAAAGUGACAACAAAAGCAGACAGAAGAGUGUUCAGUGAGCUUAAAAGUAUACCUUCAGUUCUGGAAUAUCUUAGAGUAAAUUACAACAUCUAAAACAGGAAUAUGAUGUAAAAAAGUUUACUGUAAGUCUGUUGGGAAACACUCAGUGUAACUGUUGGUUUAUCAAUGGCGAAGGAGGCAGGGCAAAUGAAGAACUGACCACAAACAGUAAAGGGCAUGACAUGAAGUUACUAAAAAAAUGAAGUUACUUUUUCUGCUCAGUAAUGGAUGUUGGCUCAAAGUCAGGGGUUUGAAUAAAAGCAGGUUAGCAGA